Messenger RNA from Polyodon spathula (Mississippi paddlefish), 1735 nucleotides. RefSeq names its product forkhead box G1a (gene foxg1a). Gene Ontology annotation, molecular function: DNA-binding transcription factor activity; sequence-specific double-stranded DNA binding. NCBI's taxonomy places the organism in Eukaryota, Metazoa, Chordata, Actinopteri, Acipenseriformes, Polyodontidae. The record is from RefSeq and is a predicted model, not a curated record. Gene Ontology annotation, cellular component: nucleus. Bases 134 to 1366 code for a protein of 410 amino acids. The transcript has a single exon. Gene Ontology annotation, biological process: regulation of transcription by RNA polymerase II.
AAUUAAUUGUAGCUGCUGUCUCUUAUCGACGUGUUUUUAAAGAACAUGAAGUAGUUUUUUUACUGCAGGAGUUGCCAGCGGAUGAGAUUGAGGUCCAACUGUGCUGCUGCUGUUGCUAUUUUGCCUAUGUGUGAUGUUGGAUAUGGGAGAAAGAAAAGAAGUGAAAAUGAUUCCAAAAUCAUCGUUCAGUAUAAACAGCUUGGUGCCUGAAGCCGUCCAGAGUGACAACCACCACAGAUCAGCCCCCGAAGAACAGGAGAAACAUCUUUUGCCCAACCCGGUGCAGGACUCAAAGCCCGAGAACAUUGACAAUACGAAUGAAAAUAGUUCGUCCGAGUUACCUUGCUCAGAAGAAAAGGAAAAGCAGGAAGACAAGAAAGUGGAGUGCAAGGAGGGGGACAGUGGUAAAGACGGGGAAAAGAAAAAUGGCAAAUAUGAAAAACCACCUUUCAGCUACAACGCUUUGAUCAUGAUGGCUAUUAGGCAAAGUCCGGAAAAACGAUUGACACUUAAUGGCAUUUACGAAUUUAUAAUGAAAAAUUUCCCUUAUUAUAGAGAAAACAAACAGGGUUGGCAAAACUCCAUCAGACACAACCUGAGCCUGAACAAAUGUUUUGUAAAAGUUCCACGGCACUACGAUGACCCUGGUAAAGGGAACUACUGGAUGCUGGACCCUUCUAGCGACGAUGUAUUCAUAGGUGGCACAACUGGAAAACUUCGUAGGAGAUCGACAACCUCCAGAGCCAAAUUGGCUUUUAAACGGGGAGCUCGCCUUACUUCUACGGGUCUGACAUUUAUGGAUAGGGCCGGUUCCUUGUACUGGCCAAUGUCUCCUUUCCUUUCGCUCCAUCAUCCCCGGGCCAGCAGUGCUCUGAGUUACAAUGGGACCACCGCUGCUUACCCUAGCCACCCAAUGUCUUACAGCUCGUUAUUGACUCAAAACACUUUGGGAAACAACCACUCAUUUUCUGCCACAAACGGGUUAAGUGUAGACAGACUUGUAAAUGGAGACAUUCCUUAUGCCACUCAUCACCUCACAGCAGCAGCCUUGGCUGCCUCCGUGCCAUGUGGUUUAUCAGUGCCCUGCUCAGGCACGUACUCCUUAAACCCUUGUUCAGUAAAUCUUUUAUCAGGGCAGGCAAGUUACUUUUUCCCUCAUGUCCCACACCCUUCAAUGACUUCUCAAAGCAGCACUUCAAUGACGGCCAGGGCAGCGUCCUCCACGUCUCCACAGGCUCCUUCAUCUCUCGCCUGUGAGUCUUUAAGACCCUCUUUGCCAAGUUUUACUGCAGGACUUUCUGGAGGACUUUCUGAUUACUUCCCACAUCACAGUCAGGGGUCUACAUCAAACCCUCUUAUACACUAACAAACAUCCACUGGAUCAGACUGUAAGUGAACAUUUUACACACAUUUGCAUUGUAAAAAUAUAUAAAGGAGAAAAAAAAGAAGUCCAGGUAUUUUUUAUUCAAGUUCCCCAUUUUCUGUACACACCUGUCAAGUCUCUAUAGGAUUGUUUAAUGCGCAAUGUGGGGAGAAACUAGAUUAUUGGGAUGGCAGUAAAACUAUUGUAGAAUGUGUAUUUAUAGUGACUGCAGUUUUACUUAAUUUUAAUAUAACAAGUUUAUUACCAUCACUUAAAUCACCAGCUUCCGAUGUUUGCAGUAUUAUAAGUUGUCACGGGUUUGCUGGUGGUUUCUGAUUUUUGAGAAAUGACGUACUAAUUUUGUUUGAAUUA